UUAGACCUCUUAAAAACCCCAAAUUCAGCUAAUAGUAAAUUUUAUUUCAUAAGAACAAUAAAAAAAAAUAUAUUUUAUUCAAGAAAUGUCAGCUUGUACACUUAAUACUUAGUUUGCGUUAAUUAUCGUCAGUUUAGCAUCUCCAUUUGGCAAUCAACCAGUAACUUUGCUAUGUACUUAAUGAUUUUAUGGCUCUUUUUUUCCCCUUUCCACUCAAUUUUCCUGUAAUCAGCUUCACUUUUGACAUUUUGAGGUUCACCCUUCUUGUGCAGGGAGGAUUGUAUGGACCAAGUCAACAGACUCCUAAAUUAUUAUGAACUCGCCUUUUAUGAAUUAAAAAAUAUCAUGGAGGCUAAUAUCAGUUAGCCUAUAUUUGAAGUGUGUUUUUAUUAGCUUUAUAACCAAAUAUCAAUGMUUGACAUAAAUCAAUAUGUAGGUUAAAAAAAAAUAAUUUGUUGUAAUAGAUUCCUGAAACAAAUCCAGUUUUUGAACACGUUUUAGAUCAGACCUACCAGGGUACGUAUCUGCUUCCUGUGCGUUUGAAUUGAUGCAUUUGACCUUAUUUUUGAAGCUGCGGCGUUCGUUAACCACGUGCCGUGCGAGCAGCUGACGUCACUGUCACGCUUCCCCAGCAGCAAAUCUGUGCUGCAAGCUGCGCAGCCGCCCUGCGCAUCCGCCAGCUGAGCUGUGGUGGACGGCGCAGCCAUUUCUCUGCUCGUCGCUGGGAAACAAAACCCGCGCGUGGGGGAGYGUCGCCCUGGCGCGCACGCGACCGAGCGGAACGUUCCUCGAGCCGAACGCGGAGGUGGCGGCGUGACUUCCGGCCGAAGAGUGCGUCGCCGAUCAACAACCGCGAUCUCCAAACUUUCUCUCCCGUUGAACGCCUGCGCAGACAAAAACGUGCGCAUACGUUAGUUUUUUUUUCUUCUUCUUUCUUCUUCGUCGCCUUCUUCUUCUUCAUGUCUCAGCAGCCAUGGACGCGAACCUGCAUGGAGGCGGCGCCGACGUCGCAGCAGCGAUGCAUGUGAAAACCGAAGCCGGGGACGAAAGCUCAUCUGCGCUGGGUUUGGGCAGCCGGGAGUCGCCUGCGCCCUGCGGAGAUGCCGCAUGCAGAGCGGGAGGAGGGGCGCAACAGACUGCGGAGGAACUGACUGACACGGAGCUGCAGGCCAACACCUCGGCUCCCUCCGUUCUGCUGUAUCCGGUGAGCACAGACCGGUUCUUUACAUCAUCAGCUGACGGAAAAACAUACCUGAAGAUUGUCCCAGCUGCAGCGCUGCCACCUGCUCCCUCAGACAAGACGCUCUCCUCCGGCUCCGAUUUCUCCUCCAAAGCUGUCCUGUGCCUGAUAGAGGCCGUUGGCCGCCGCUGGGGUCUCUACGAGACGCGGGAGCGCUCGCAGCUCUUCCAGAGCGUSCAGGAAGAGAUGGCCUCAAAGGGCCACGUCCUUCCCGUGGAAAAAAUCCGCCGCAAGUGGAACAACCUCAUUGUCACGUACAAGAGGGUCAAGGACCGCAGCCGGGAGACGGGACAUGCCAAAACAUCCUGGGAAUUCUUUGAUCUCAUGGACGCAACGCUCUGCGAUACUAUUGGCUCGCAGAUCAUUAGCAACAAAAGRAGCAAAGGUAGCAGUACAGCUUCCUCACUGGCCAUUCCUUCAACAAAGAUCCCUGCAAAACCAGCACAACUUCCGCAGCCCACCACCAUCAUCCGUCCCAAUGGGGACUUUGCUGCGACCGGGGGUUUGGAUUCAGCUGGCCUGGGAGCUGCCACCAGCCAAAUCAUGAGUAACACCGCUGCCAGUCCUUCACACACUGCAACAACUGUUACGCUUGUCAGUGCUCCAGAGGUCAAGCCCGUUAUUGUCCUCAAUGGUGACAUUGUCACUACUAGCAUUCAGCCAGSGACCAUCGUACCGUCUCCAUCGUUUAUCUCUUCACCAUGUUUUACUGAAACAGCCUCUGCAUCUUCCGCUCUCAGCUCAACCGGCAGCACAGACCUGGGCUCGUCGGCCUACAAAAGCCGAAAAGGUCCGUCUUUCACGUCGGGCGCCACACCUUUCUGCCUCAGUACGACCCCACUUAGCCACACUCAGAACAUCCUUGGCCUCUCUUCGUUCCCCACAACGUCUUCCUGUCACACCGCUUCCAGUGCUGCUUUGCUAUCUGCACCUGCGAGUGCGGGAACAGAGGGGCAGAACCAGAAAGGAAACAAGGAGCAAGGCAGCAUCGAGUUGUUCCAGGAGGUCCUGAAGCGGCAGGAAGAGCAGGGCUACCUGGAUCGGGUGGCUAGGCGCAGGGUGGAGGCCAGAGAGAAGAGGCGUGAGAGGAGGGAGGUGCGGAUGUCAGAGUCUCUUGGAAGGAUAGCCACGGCCUUGGAGCUGCUCUCCUCCAAGCAGGAUACAGUCAUUGCGCUCCUUCAGAGACUGGCGGAUCGGAAAUGAUGAGUGUAAGACAGAAACAUGGUCAUUUUGAACCUACAGUAGUUUGAAAUUUUCCUUUAUGAAGACUUCUAUAUUGUGAACAAGAACAUUAUCAAGAAGACGUUUCACUCAUCAGAAACCUCAAGAGAUAAAUUUGUGUUUUUAUGGACUUUCAGUUUGUUGCACUUAUACUUCCAGUGAAAAGUUUACAUACACUCGCCAUUGAAGGGAAUUMAUUUUGAGCCUUUAAGGAUGUAUUUGAACCCCAUGAUAAUAUUUGGACAUGCAGUAUGUUCUAUUAGUGAGUUGAACCUAGAAAUCAUCAACUAGCUUCUGGUAUAAUUCUGGUUGGGUGUUGGACCAUUCYUUCUAGCAGAAUCAGUUGAGUUUGUUUGAACUGGUUUGUUUCCUGCAAGCAUCAUCAAACAUUUCCAGUGGGUUUAAUGGUUAAGGCUAAAUGAGUAAAUAUUCCACAACCAGUUUUGGUGUGUGUUUGGGAUCAAUGUACUGCUGGAGCGCACGAUUGUGUCCAAACUUUAACCAUGUGACCCUCAGCGUCAACAAACUCAAUGAACUGAGAGGGUGUUGGCCAAGAAACAAACCCCAGCUAUUGAAUGGUCAUCUUCAAGCUUGAUGGAAAUAUCAAGUUGCCCACCAGUACAAUCCAAAUGCCUUCUGGAGAACUGUUAAAUUGUCAGUUGUGACAAAGAUUUAGCUGUUUGUCAAAAAUUUWGAAUAUURUAUAGAAAGAUCAGGCAUCAUGGUGAUGGCAGCAAACUGAGGGUUUGUUUGGCUUCCAGUUGUAAAAAAUGGAUAAAACUUAGACACAGUUGAAUGUUCCAACAGGAUGAUGAUCCCAACACACCAAAACUUAGCACUACGCAAAUGUAUUGGCACUAACCUCUUCCAUAUUAGAAAUUGUGAUCUAUUCUUUAAACCCCCAUAAAAAGCAAUCUAUUUAAACAAACUCGGCUAGUUGUUGACCAUCCAGCCCAGAAUAUGACAGAAGAUUCUAGAUAACUGGAGAAAGUGGAUAGUUUCUCUGCUACUGGCAUUUCAUAGAGACGUAAUUAUAUAUUUAAGAUUUUAUGUAUAUUUUUUACUCUGUGAACUAGAAAAAAAUCUGCAAUAAAUUCUAACUU
Poecilia reticulata (guppy) is the source of this 3564-nucleotide messenger RNA. RefSeq lists its product as uncharacterized. The record is from RefSeq and is a predicted model, not a curated record. NCBI's taxonomy places the organism in Eukaryota, Metazoa, Chordata, Actinopteri, Cyprinodontiformes, Poeciliidae.